Molecule: messenger RNA, 859 nt
Organism: Ceraceosorus bombacis
Lineage: Eukaryota; Fungi; Basidiomycota; Exobasidiomycetes; Ceraceosorales; Ceraceosoraceae
Source: the annotation of a GenBank genome assembly
AUGGCUGCGACUGCGAUCGGCGCUGGCACAUUGCCCGUGCGAACGGCAUCUGUGGAGCGCAUCACCAACGAGACGAAGAUCAAGUGCACUUUGAGCCUGGAUGUGCAUCCUCAAGCUGCACCGCAGACCAUCAGUGUCAAGACUGGCAUCGGAUUUUUGGACCACGUGAGUGCGUGCAAUCACUUGACCUUGCCGCUUUCGCUGUUGCAGUGGUGCAUGUCAUCUCUUCUCGGCUGUUCUCCAAGCUGAUGUCCAUCCCUCUCUUGGCCCCCCUCUUUGACCUGCCGUACUGAAUAUGGACUACCAGAUGCUCCAUGCCCUGGCCAAACACGGCGGAAUGUCGCUAAGCAUCGUCUGUGAUGGAGAUCUAUGGAUCGAUGAUCACCACACUGCAGAGGAUUGCGCACUAGCUCUCGGCGAAGCCUUCAAAGCCGCCUUGGGCCCAGUGAAGGGUAUCAAGCGGUACGGCACUGGUCACGCCCCUUUGGACGAAGCGCUCUCACGCGCGGUGAUCGACAUCUCCUCUCGACCAUUCUGCGUGGCCGACUUGGGUCUCAAGAGGGAAAAGAUUGGAGAUUUGAGCUGCGAAAUGAUUCCUCACGUCUUUCACAGCUUUGCCAUGGCAGCCGGCGUCACGCUCCACGUGGACUGUCUAAGAGGCGACAAUGACCAUCACAGAUCCGAGAGCGCUUUCAAAGCUCUGGCAUUGGCCAUCAAGGAGGCCGUUUCCCGGACAGGACUGGACGACGUCCCUUCGACAAAGGGUGAGUGUGCACAUCUGCAUGCGUCACGCUACAACUACCCAUCACUUCCGCUCACGCCCUGCCUUUUUAUCUCUCGCCAUGCAGGUGUCUUGUAG